Messenger RNA from Lacerta agilis (Sand lizard), 1344 nucleotides. RefSeq names its product nth like DNA glycosylase 1 (gene NTHL1). The record is from RefSeq and is a predicted model, not a curated record. Gene Ontology annotation, molecular function: DNA-(apurinic or apyrimidinic site) endonuclease activity; DNA binding; 4 iron, 4 sulfur cluster binding. Gene Ontology annotation, biological process: nucleotide-excision repair; base-excision repair; base-excision repair, AP site formation. Gene Ontology annotation, cellular component: nucleus. The transcript has 6 exons. Lineage: Eukaryota; Metazoa; Chordata; Lepidosauria; Squamata; Lacertidae. Bases 61 to 936 code for a protein of 291 amino acids.
AGCGCCGGCGGCCGCCGCGGGGCAUUGUGGGGCUUGUAGUUCUGGGCUGCAGGCGGAGGCAUGUGCGCGAGUCGCGGGGUCUCCACCCGGCUGCAGCUGAGCAAAAGGAGAGGGGGGGAAGGGGGUGUUCCUGCACUGAGUGAAACCUUCUGCACAAAGAUCCACCAAAAGCAGAAGACAGUCAGUGUUGCCUAUGACUCUCCCGGAGGAAAUAGUCUGGGCAAAGCAAACGAAACAGAGGGCAAGAAGCAGAAGUGGGCGCCAAAAAACUGGGAACAGCACCUGAGCAACAUCCGGGAAAUGAGGAAGGAGAGAGAUGCCCCUGUGGACCAGAUGGGUGCUGGGAAAUGCUUUGACAGUGAUGCUCCUCCAGAGGUUAGGCGCUACCAGGUCCUCUUGUCACUCAUGCUCUCCAGCCAAACCAAAGAUCAGGUGACUUCGGCGGCCAUGAUGCGCCUGAGGGAACAUGGCCUCACUGUGGACAACAUCUUGGAGACUGAUGACGUAACUCUAGGCCAGCUCAUCUACCCUGUGGGGUUUUGGAAGCGGAAAGUGAGCUACAUCAAGCAGACCACAGCAAUUCUGAAGCAGGACUAUGCUGGAGACAUCCCAAGGACUGUGGCGGAGCUGGUGAAACUCCCAGGGGUUGGACCCAAGAUGGCCCAUUUGGUGAUGGACAUUGCCUGGCAGGACGUCUCUGGAAUUGGUGUGGACACACAUGUGCACCGGAUUUCCAACAGGUUGAAGUGGGCAAAGAAGGAAACAAAGCUUCCUGAGGAGACUCGGCUGGCUCUGGAAGAGUGGCUCCCCAGAGAUCUCUGGAGCGAGAUAAACUGGCUUCUUGUUGGGUUUGGGCAGCAAGUCUGCUUACCUGUAAAUCCACGCUGCAGUGAAUGCCUCAACAGGGACAUCUGUCCGGCUUCGAGGAAGCGCUGAGAGAUGCGACACUUACUGGAACAGGCCACCAUACUGGGGGACUAGGACUUGGGGGCCCACCAAUGGACUGAUGAUGCUGUAGCUGACCUGCCAGUGGCUUGAGCAAGAGGGAUUUUGACACUGAAAUCUGGUGGCACUAUAGCAACGACUCUGUUCCUGGUCUCCAAGCCAUGCACAAGUGAGAGGGGUCCAAAUAGCAUUGUUCCUCAUAAAAGGACCAUAGAGUUGACUGAAGUGUGGUGUCACAGGCUGCCCUGAAAGGACUCCUUUUAACCCAAGUAUGAAGCCAGACAGAGAGUGGUUAAAUAAGUGCAACGUAUUGGGCUAGAUCCCAGACUAAGUUAGCUGGACUCAAGUCCCACUUAAAUCAGUUGCACGUGUACAUCUUGACAUACCGUAACUCAGUUC